Gekko japonicus is the source of this 1579-nucleotide messenger RNA. RefSeq names its product immunoglobin superfamily member 21 (gene IGSF21). The transcript is spliced from 13 exons. Gene Ontology annotation, cellular component: adherens junction. The record is from RefSeq and is a predicted model, not a curated record. Lineage: Eukaryota; Metazoa; Chordata; Lepidosauria; Squamata; Gekkonidae. Gene Ontology annotation, biological process: homophilic cell-cell adhesion; heterophilic cell-cell adhesion. Bases 1 to 1545 code for a protein of 514 amino acids.
AUGGUGGCUCAGGUCCAGGCAGAACCGCACAUGCUAGUUUUCUCCACGUCUGGAGCAAAUGAGGCUAAAAUCAUUGCGCAGAUGAUCACGGCCCUUUGGGUGGACAAUGGGAUUGCCCUCCGGAACACGCCAGCCCAGCCGAGCCUCAAUGUCCGUGGAGGAGAGAUGAACAUUCUGAGCCACGUUUUGGAGGGAAAGAACAAAACCUGUGGUUACCUGACUGUCAACAUCGAGCCGCUUCCUCCGGUGGUGGUCGGGGAUGCCGUGACUUUGAAAUGUAAUUUCAAGACAGAUGGCAGGAUGCGGGAGAUCGUCUGGUACCGGGUAACAGACGGUGGGACCAUCAAGCAGAAGAUCUUCACCUUCGACGCCAUGUUUGGAAAUGCCAAUCUGAGCUGCUUGUGUGUGUAUCACCAGCGGCAGGACCUCCUUCAAGCCACCUUGAGGCUUCCAGAGGUCCGGAUCUCAGACAACGGCCCCUACGAAUGCCACGUGGGAAUAUAUGACCGAGCAACCCGGGAGAAGGUGGUGUUGGCGUCUGGCAACAUUUUCCUCAAUGUGAUGUCUCCUCCCAUCUCGAUCUCAGUCAUUGCCGCAGACACGCCCGCCCCCUUCAGCCGCUACCAGGCCCAGAACUUCACCUUGGUUUGCAUCGUCUCCGGUGGGAAGCCAGCCCCCAUGGUCUACUUCAAGAGAGACGGGGAGCUGAUCGAGGUGGUGCCCUUGGCGGAACCCCCAGUCAGCGCUGCUAGCUUGCAAGACGGCCGAGCGUCUCGGAACCUGCUUAACCGGGACAUGGACGACACCAAGAUGCAGAAGUCGCUCUCCCUCCUGGACGUGGAGGACCGGGGCGGGAGGCCCUUCACGGAGGACCCUUUCAAAGGCCUCACCCCGGACCAGGGACUUUUGUUCAGCCCGGCCACGGAGGUCGUCCCAGAGACUGUGGUGAGCCGGGAGUUCCCCCGCUGGAUCCACAACGUGGAGCCCAUCUACUACUUCCACCACACACACAUCCCCAUCAGCGACGGGACCGUGGAGGUGCGGGCAAUGCUCAUGUGGACGCUUAACCCCCAGAUAGACAAUGAAGCCCUCUUCAGUUGCGAGGUCAAACACCCUGCCCUCUCUAUGCCCAUGCAGUCCGAGGUGACUCUAGUGGCUCCCAAGGGACCCAAGAUCAUGAUGACUCCCACGAGGGCCCGCGUUGGAGACACGGUUCGCAUCCUGGUGCACGGCUUUCAGAAUGAAGUCUUCCCAGAACCCAUGUUCACCUGGACCCGAGUCGGGAGCAGGCUGCUGGACGGCAGCGCCGAACAUGACGGGAAAGAGCUGGUCUUGGAACGAGUGCCGGCGGAACUGAACGGCUCCAUGUUCCGCUGCACGGCACAGAACCCGCUUGGCUCCACCGACACCCACACCAGGCUGAUCGUUUUCGAAAAUCCAAAUAUCCCAAGAGGAACAGAAGAUUCAAAUGGUGCAGCACCCAGCCUCACCAGCUCCAGGCUUGCCGUGGCCCUCGUCUUGACAGUGAUCUUAGAAGUGACGUGAAGCCUUCGCCAAGCCCCUCCCUCUCUCUCCGUUG